Messenger RNA from Meloidogyne enterolobii, 298 nucleotides. The record is from the annotation of a GenBank genome assembly. Lineage: Eukaryota; Metazoa; Nematoda; Chromadorea; Rhabditida; Meloidogynidae.
AUGAGAAUAAUUAUCAAUGAGUGUAUAGAAAAAACCUUAGAAGAAGGUUCUAAAAACGAAAUCGAACCAGAUACAUUAGGGUGUAUUGUGAGUAGUCACUUAUUUAAAAAUGAUGUAUGCAGUCCGAUUCGUGAAAUUGUUAAUACUACUUUGUCCGAUAUUCUGAAUGGAAUUAUGAUGAAAGAAAAUUCCUUGUGCGGUGAGCCAUUUACAGUAACAGUCACGGGAGUGAAUAAGAAAGGUCUAACUAAAUAAUCUCGUGAAAAUAAUUGUGUCAUAAAUUUUAGAUCUAAUGGAC